This is a messenger RNA of Dentiscutata heterogama, 2262 nucleotides long. The record is from the annotation of a GenBank genome assembly. NCBI's taxonomy places the organism in Eukaryota, Fungi, Glomeromycota, Glomeromycetes, Diversisporales, Gigasporaceae.
AUGGCAUCCCGACAAAGUACAUUUGAUUCAUUCGCACAACCUAUAACUGUCAUCGAACAUUCUGGUGACGAACUUCAAUCAACAAAACGCACACGUCUCGAUAUCGGAAAGGAUUUGAUCUUUCCCUCACAUAAGCCGAUAACCGAAAAGCCAAUUGGUGAACCACACAAUGAAACAAAGAUACCUAUCAAAAAAUUAGUAAUUAGGACUUUAAAAGAUAAACCAAAAUUACCUGAUAAUUUUGAAGAAGUUACAUGGGCAAAGCUCCAAGCAGCUAUUCGUGCAAUUCAUAAUUAUCAACCUGUUAAUGAUAGUCUUGAGGAACUCUAUAAAGCAUGUGAAAACCUUUGCUUGCACAAAAUGGCCGACAGGCUUUAUUCAAGGCUUCAAGAAGAAUGCGAGUCACAUCUUUUAAAAGAAAAAGAAAAACUUGAUUGUGAUAACUCUGAUGAUGAGGCUUUCCUUCAAGUAGUUGAUCAAUGUUGGCAAGCUCAUUGUAAACAAAUGGGCUUAAUUAGAAACAUAUUUUUAUACCUCGAUCGUACUUAUGUACUUCAAACUCCUGGAAUUUCUUCGAUAUGUGAUGUACGGCAAAAGACUUUGAAUGGAUUACUUUCUCUGAUUAAACGUGAUAGGGAUGGCGAUGAAGUUAAUAAUAGCCUAUUGCAUUCCUUAAUACACAUGUAUAUUGACCUUUCCGUCUAUUAUAAUCGGUUUGAAACUCCAUUUUUGCAAGAAACUCGUAAUUAUUAUUAUCAAGAAGGACAUCGACUUGUGACUGAGUACGCUGUGCCAAGGUAUCUUGGGCAUGUCAAGUCGCGAUUGUAUAUGGAAGGGGAGCGAGUCAACAAUUAUUUAGACAAAAAAACAAGAGGUCCUUUGACGAAAGUUGUUUAUGAUGAAUUGAUCAAGAAACAUGUUGAAACUAUUCUGGAGAAAGGUAAAAUAAUUAUUAAAACUGGCACAGCUCUUGUUAACGAUCCAAGUCAAGAGCCGGCCAUGGUCACCGAACUUCUUUAUCUUAAGGCUAAAAUGGAUGAAAUUGUUUCAGGAGCUUUUCAAGGAGACAAUGCUUUCAACUACAUGGUAAAAGAAAGCUUUGAAAUGUUCAUUAAUCAACGUCAGAAUAAACCUGCAGAGCUGAUAGCGAAAUACGUGGACCAGACAUUGCGACUUGGAAACAAGAGUAUGGAUGAUACUGACAUUGAAAAAACGUUGAAUGAAGUGUUGGUUCUGUUCAGAUAUAUUCAAGGCAAAGAUAUAUUUGAAGCCUUUUAUAAACGCGAUCUUGCUAAACGUCUUUUACUAAACAAGAGUGCAUCAUUCGAUUAUGAGAAGAGCAUGUUAUCAAAAUUAAGGAAAGGUGAUCAUUUUAUGUCAUUAGUAUUAAUUAUCAUUUACGACAACUUAAUAGAGUGCGGUCCGGCCUUCACGAGUAAGCUAGAAGGAAUGUUCAAGGACAUUGACUUGUCAAAAGAUUUUAUGCAGUCUUUUGAAACUUCCAAGUCUGGAGAACUAAUUAAGGAAUACAAAAUCGAUUUAUACGUUAAUGUUUUGACACAGGGAUUCUGGCCUUCAUAUCCUCCAUCACCACUCAACAUACCACCAAAUGUGGUACAAUGUCAGAAGAUUUUCAGGGAUUUUUAUCUUAGCAAGCAUAAUGGAAGAAAUUUAAAGUGGCAAAAUUCAUUAGGCCAUUGUAUGUUGGCAGCAGAAUUUCCGAAAGGAAAUAAGGAAUUGGUAGUCAGCUUAUCUCAAGGAGUGGUUUUACUACUAUUUAAUGAUUUGCCACCAGGUGGAAGGCGGACUUACGAUGAAAUAAAAGAAAUGUCUGGAAUGGAACCCAAAGAGUUAAAUCGUACGCUACAAUCCUUGGCUUGUGGUAAAGUCAGAGUUCUUGUAAAGUAUCCGAAAGGACGUGAUAUUUCCAUGACAGAUGAAUUUUCAGUUAAUGAAGAGUUUGAGGCCAAAAUUUUCCGCAUAAAAAUUAAUACUAUACAGUUGAAAGAAACAAAAGAGGAACACGAAAUGACCACAGAGAGUGUUUUCAUGGAUCGUCAGCACCAAAUAGAUGCUGGAUUGGUUCGUAUAGCGAAGAUGCGUAAGACUCUUUCUCAUAAUGAAUUAAUCACAGAGCUUUUGGGGAUACUGAAAUUUAAACCUCCGAUGUCAGACAUUAAAAAACGCAUUGAAUCAUUGAUAGACCGUGAAUAUUUAGAGAGAGAUAAGAGUGAUUCCACAAAAUACAAGUACUUAGCUUAA